Molecule: messenger RNA, 3325 nt
Organism: Trachymyrmex cornetzi
Lineage: Eukaryota; Metazoa; Arthropoda; Insecta; Hymenoptera; Formicidae
Gene: rt
Product: Protein O-mannosyltransferase rt
Exons: 7
Coding region: 580-2946 (788 amino acids)
Biological process (GO): protein O-linked glycosylation via mannose
Cellular component (GO): membrane; endoplasmic reticulum
Molecular function (GO): dolichyl-phosphate-mannose-protein mannosyltransferase activity
Source: RefSeq, a predicted model, not a curated record
UGAAAGAAACCACGUUUAGUUGGCGUCACGCCGCCACUAUUGUAGGAUUGCGUGAGACGAGUGAAUUUAGAUAAUGGAAAGGAAUAAACGUACCGGCAAAAACAGAAUUUUACCGCGCGAUGCGCAGAACCAUCACUGGACGGAAUCGUCGGAGACGGUACCGUUAUGUCAAACUCGUGCUAACCUAAGCAACGGGGGAGCGUGCGUGGAAUUUGGAAAACCACCUUGAUCGCGCAAAAUCUUGACCAAGCACGGCCAAGCGAAGCGAGGCCGUCUCGAAACUCCCGGAAGAGCGUCUCGUGAGGAACUCUGGAGAGAAAGUUGACUAGUCACGACCUCGUAGAGGUCCAGCCGCUAACGUCGAGUGGCGUCUAGCUGUGUCAAGCGGCGCUGACGUGGGCGGCGGGAGGUCAGAUUUUGCGAAUUGCCCUUUAAACGACAGGUUUUGCAUCUCAUUUCCUGCUAGGAGUCUCCGAAAAACGUGCUACUAGUACGACUAAUUUUGAUCUCUCGCCUCAUCUUUUGGAGAGAGAUUCGACGUUCUCUUUCUCUCUGGAUUUGUUACGUGGAUCUUGGGCGAUGGAAGUUCGGCGCAGACGAGCGAGACCACAGGAUAGCAAGCACGACGCCGACGCAACGACGGAUCAGUCGAGGACGGUUCAGAGGAAUGAGGCAAAUGGACAGACAGAUUCGAAUACUACUUUGAUAGAAAGUAAUAAAGCAAAUUCAUCAUAUUCUAUCGAGUCAAAACAACCUCUAUCAAACAAUGUGGUUCAUGCUCGAAUCAGGAUCAGCUUGGAGAUUGACCUGAUAGCAGUGAUUUUACUAAUUUCGGGUAUUUGCACUCGUCUUUAUUGCCUUGAGGAACCGCGUAGUAUAGUCUUCGACGAACUACAUUAUGGCAAGUACGUUGGAUUAUACAUGAAGAGGACGUUCUUUUUCGACUCUCAUCCGCCUUUAGGGAAGCAAUUGAUCUCUGCAGCGGCGUACUUGGCUGGAUUCGAUGGACAAUUCAAGUUUGAUAGGAUUGGAAGUCCUUAUAGCGACGCGAUUCCUUUGUAUGCGUUGCGCCUAGUACCGGCGAUAUGCGGCAGUUUACUCAUUCCUACAGGAUAUUAUCUUGUCCUGGAAUUGGGUUUGAAGCAAUGGGCCGCAGCAAUUGGUGGAACUCUACUUUUACUCGAUAACGCACUGUUGACACAGUCGAGAUUUGUCUUGAUGGAAAGUAUCUUGAUGCACUUCUCGUUGCUUGGCUUGUUGUGCAUUGUAAAAUUUCGGAAAGUUAUGGAUCAACCAACAUCAGCGUCUUGGUGGAUAUGGCUGAUACUAGGCAUUGUAAAUUUAACAUGUGCAUUAUGCGUCAAAUAUGUUGGAUUUUAUUCCAUGGCCCUCGCUCUCUUCUUAAUCGCUCACGAUUAUUGGUCUUUGCUCUCAAGGAAGACCCUGUCAAACACAAUCUUGUGGAUUCAUCUUUUACUAAGAUUCGUUGUAUUAAUCGCUGUUAUUGCCGUCGUAUAUUUAAGCAUAUUCUACGUACAUUUGGCAGUACUCUCAAAGGCAGGACCACACGACUCAGUAAUGACGAGUGCAUUUCAAGCGAGUCUGGAAGGAGGACUUGCCAGCAUCACGAAAGGACAGCCUCUGGAAGUGACGCAUGGUUCGCAGAUUACUCUUAGACACACGUACGGCAGAGCUUGUUGGCUGCACAGUCAUAAUCAAGUGUAUCCAUUGCGAUAUCCCGAUGGUCGCGGCAGCUCUCAUCAGCAGCAAGUCACUUGUUAUUCGUUUAAAGAUGUUAACAACUGGUGGAUCGUCAAGAAGCCGGACAAAAACGACUUAGUAGUAACGAAACCUAGCGAGCCCAUUCGGCAUGGAGAUGUGAUUCAAUUGGUGCACGGGAUCACGAGCAGAGCGUUAAACUCGCACGAUGUUGCGGCACCGAUGACGCCGCAGAGCCAGGAAGUGUCGUGUUACAUCGAUUACAAUGUGUCUAUGCCAGCGCAGAAUCUAUGGCGGGUAGAAAUCACAAACAGGGAUCACUCCGGCGAUGCAUGGCAUGCGAUUCAGAGCCAAGUGCGGCUGAUACACGUGCACGCGAAUGGAGCCGAGUUUGCGUUGAAAUUUAGCGGAAGGCAACUGCCCGAUUGGGGUUUCAAUCAACACGAAGUUGUGGCGGAUAGGCUGAUAGACCAGACCAAUUCCAUUUGGAACGUUGAAGAACAUCGAUACACUAGAAGUGAGGACCAGAAGCAACGGGAACGGGAACUGAUCAGUGCGGAGAUGAUACCAUUGCAGGCAACCGCGUUGAGCUUCUGGGAGAAAUUUGCAGAACUGCAGGUCAAGAUGUUAUUUAGUGGCCAAGAGGGUCAAAACAGCCACAUGUAUUCCAGUGGACCUCUUGAGUGGCCGUUAAUGUCCCGCGGGAUCGCGUACUGGGUGUCUAACGAGAGCAAUGCACAAGUGCAUCUUUUGGGGAAUAUUGUGAUUUGGUACUCCGGUACGAUCUCAGUAAUUGUAUAUGUAACAUUACUGACAUUUUAUUUAAUAAGGAGAAAAAGACAAUGUUUUGAUAUUCCAGAGGAAGAGUGGGAAAAGUUUGUUAACAAUGCUUACGUAUUAUUAGCUGGAUAUUUGCUUCAUUUCUUACCUUUUUUAUUCGUUGAACGAACUUUGUUCUUGCAUCACUAUUUACCAGCUUUUAUUUUCAAAGUCUUAUUAACGGCAGCUACGAUUGAUCACCUGUAUUAUUUAAUUAGCACACAUCGUCCAGCAUGGAGCAUUUCAUUGUAUAUCAUAACAUGUGGUAUUAUUGCUUGGGUACUUUUUAUCAUCUAUGUGUUCAAGAAAUUCAUUGUGUUUAGUUAUGGAACAUCAGCUCUCACUGCCAAGGACGUGAUAAAAUUAAGAUGGAAAGACACUUGGGAUUUCAUUGUACACAAAACAUAAGAGUUUGCCAGAUUUAAGCAUUACAAAACCUGUGUUAUACAAGAUGUAAUAUUUUUUUAAUUAGGACGUUAUAUAUUGAAACACAUGACAUUUACAAAACAGACGAUAUUAAUGUAUUUUUAUAAAAAAAUUUGGCAAAUGUUAUUGCUUAUAAAUGCACACAUGUGUAUAUGACGAAAUAUUUUGUUAUAAUGAAGCAACAAGUGCCACGAAUAUGGGAUGACAUAUAAUGAUGAGUCCUUUCAUAAUAUUGUAAAAAGUUAAAAAAGUUAAACAUAAAAAUAUUUGUGUAUAGACUGAUUCUAUUUUAUAAAAUGUUUUAUCGUUAACAGUAUUUGAUAUUAUAGAAAUCGCAAAUAUAUAUUUAGAAAAAAACAAU